This is a messenger RNA of Aspergillus versicolor CBS 583.65, 2382 nucleotides long. RefSeq lists its product as uncharacterized. The transcript has 4 exons. Bases 95 to 2377 code for a protein of 760 amino acids. Gene Ontology annotation, biological process: DNA-templated transcription; regulation of DNA-templated transcription. The record is from RefSeq and is a predicted model, not a curated record. Lineage: Eukaryota; Fungi; Ascomycota; Eurotiomycetes; Eurotiales; Aspergillaceae. Gene Ontology annotation, molecular function: DNA binding; DNA-binding transcription factor activity, RNA polymerase II-specific; zinc ion binding.
CUUCUGGUCGUUGUCUGGCGCUUCUCCUUAUUUCUGCUGCUCUUCGUAUCGGUCCAAAUCCGUCCAGGUCCGUCCAGAUCCGUCCAGAUGCACAAUGUUCGCCCAUGGGAGCCAGCGCCCUCCGCCCCAGACAGCUGCCCUGCCUCUCCGUACCCGCCGCUCUGCCGUCGCCUGUACAACCUGUCGACGGCGCAAAAUCCGCUGCGAUGUGACUGUCAGCGGAGCGCCUUGUACCAACUGCCGCCUCGAUAAUGAUCGGUGUGUCACGGUGAAUCUGAAGCGCCCGCGGAAGACGCACAACGUAGAGGCAGGCACAGCUACCCAGGAUACCAGCCUUGCUCUUGUAGCCAACAAUGCAAAGUUCCCAGACUAUCACACCAGGUCUGGCUCGAUUCACAAUGCCUGGCCACCUCCUGUGUUUCCAGAGACGAGAUGGCUUCCUCCAACCGAUGUAGCAUACUUGACCAGCCAGCAAGCACUCACUCUCCCCAAAAAAGCGACCAUCGACAUCUUGCUUCAGUGCUAUUUCCUACACAUUCACCCUUGCUUCCCUAUUGUCAAGGAAAGCGAAUUCCGCCACGGCAGUCUCUAUCAAAAACCCUUUUCGCUGCUGGUCUUCCGGUCGAUGCUCUUCGCUGCAGCCUGUCACAUUCCUAUGCAGUGUGUCAAGGAUACUGGACAUGCUUCCGUUGCACACCUGAGGCACUCGCUUUAUAAAACAGCCAAGUCAUUAUAUGACUUUGGAGUAGAAAAGGACCCAUUCCAUAUUGCGCAAGCGACGCUGCUACUUGCUUACCAUUUGGACCCUGCAGACCCUCUAUGCAACGAGACAUGGCUAGCUAUUGCGGUGCAGCAUACGCGGCGAGUGAACACUCACCGAAACCAGCUGCAGCAGGGUCGUCGAGAAGUAAGUGAGUCUGAUAUCAAGCGUCUAUGGUGGUGCUGCGUUUUGCGAGAUCGCAUCUUGGCACUUGCGCCCCGUCGCCCGCUUGUUAUCACUCUCGACCAAUUCGACCCUUCAAAGACAGAGCACUUAACUAUAGACGAGCUUUGGGAGGGGGAUUCCAGCUUCUAUAGCCAUUCUAUGAGGGAAGUUCUGUACCAAGUCUUUGUCAGCCAGUGCCGACUCGUGUCUAUAUUGACGCCCUUGGUCAUGUCUACAGAGUACUUUCCCGACCUUGUAGGGCCGCAGGUCUGUAUAAACAAGGAGAGGGCUCUCAGCUGGCAGGCAUAUUCACGGCUAUCCUCUUGGGAGGAGGAGUAUUGCGUCCUGUUAGGGCAUGAAGAAACCCACAAGAACCUGGCUGUGGCAGUCAACAUCCACCUCACUUCCUUGUUCUACAUAGGAGCUCUCCUGGCCGUGUUGAACCGCCUCGCUGUGAUGCAUCUCUCUGACUGCUACUGCACUUUGUCCUCCCCCAGACUGAGCGACUCGGCCGGCCGCAAGGUAUAUCUACGCGGCCUUCACAGCCUGGUCUCAAAAACAAACAACGAAGUCCAGUGGUUCACUACAAACAACGUCCUCCACUUCCUUCCUGUCACAACCAGAUGGCUCACUCUCGUACAGCACGCCCUAAGCAUCCUCUGGCUUCACGGCGACAACCUCGACGAACAGACUACUUCCACCUCCCAACCAGCCAUCCCUACCCCCCUCAGCUCCUAUACAGAUCUAGACAACGACCACAGCAACCGAUUCGGCCUAGACACCCUCUCCCAAUCCCUCCCGCAUGUCGUCAGACUCACAAUAUCAGCCUAUGACGCCACGUCCACCACCAAAGAACCCCAGCACCAGCAUCCAUACAAAACCACAAUCACCCAACCAGACGGCUCCAUCGACUUAACACCCCUCACCACAGCAGAAAUCAUCCGUCUCGCCAACAUCUCCCUCCGCCUCUCCGUCGCAAUGGACUACGCCUCCACAAUCGGCGACUGUCGCCAGUUCACCCUCGAAAGCCUCUCAACUCUCCUCCGCCGUCUGGACAUCCAUCGCCAGCCGAGUAACUGCUCCGCAUCUGCUGCUCCUGCGAGGCCAAAUAUGGAUAUAAACCUUAUCGAAUCGCCCGCGCAAAUGCAGUAUACGAUUCUAGGAAAUGCAAGUGCUGCAACGCCUAGUUCCGAGAGCGGGUCUCAGAAUCCGCAGCAGGAGGUCUCUUUACCUUUAUCUUUGCGUGGUUCUGGGCCUGGUGUUAAUAUUCCGGGUGCGGCAAUUACAGCCUGUGAUGGCAGAGAUGCAGAUGUAGAUUCAAAUGCGGGUGAUGGUGAUGGCGGUGCAACUUCAUUGGAAAGAUUCGGCGCUACUGCGGAAAUGGCGGGCCAUUCUAUGCAGGAGUGGGCGAGUGAGUUGGAGGAGUUUUUGGGGCCUUUGUUUGGUCUCUAGUCUGG